Molecule: messenger RNA, 3652 nt
Organism: Apodemus sylvaticus (European woodmouse)
Lineage: Eukaryota; Metazoa; Chordata; Mammalia; Rodentia; Muridae
Gene: Klhdc7a
Product: kelch domain containing 7A
Exons: 1
Coding region: 1-2310 (769 amino acids)
Molecular function (GO): protein binding
Source: RefSeq, a predicted model, not a curated record
AUGCUCCCCACGGGAGGAAAGGGAGCAGAGGCCCACGCCUGGCAUUUGGACAUGCAGCUGAGCAGUAAGGUGGUGCUGUCCGCAGCUGCGCUGCUCCUGGUAACCGCAGCUUACAAACUCUACAAGUCCAGGCCUGUCCUAGCUGGGCAGGCGGGGAGAACUAACAAGGGUCACAAGGCAGAAAAUGAAACAGAGGGCUCGGAACAACUUGCCUACCAGGAGGCUCCACUGGGGAGGGGUCCGAGACGCAGGAAGUUCAGCAAAGGGGCUGGGGCCGCACUGGACUACAGCUUGGAGGAUCCAGAAGACUCCUGCAUCCCGGACACUUCUAGAUCUGAAGGGUCCACAAGAAAAGGGUCUGAUGAAAGUCAAGGCAGGCAGCGGCCAGACUCUCAGCAGGUGCCUCCUCCCUGCGGUGGCCAGGAAGCCGGAACAGAUGUUAGAGGUAAGCCCAACCCUCCCCACCUCCCUCAUUCAGGGGAACCUACAAGCUCCCCUGCCAGACUUGUCCCAGGAGUGGGUGGCAGCUGUGUGGGUGACAAGCUCUCUCCAUGGCCAGACGGCAGACCCCCAGAGGAAACAGGGUCUGGGGACCUGGGAGCCCCCAACGGUUGGACUGACCCCACACCGGUCUAUGGUGACAUGAACCAGAGUUGGAUCUUUACCCACAUGACAGGGGUCAGCAGGGGAGAGGCUGGGGCCCUCCAGGCUGCUGCAGACAUGGGCUUGGCCACACAGCAGCAGGAAGGAACCACCAGUGCUUCCCAUACCUUCUCAUCUGUGGCCCGGAUCCGGAUGGAGGAGAGUAUUAUACAGAAGGCAGAGGGACCAGAGCUGAAGGGCAGAGUGUAUGACUACUUUGUGGAGUCCACAUCGAAAGCUGUCUCCAGGCUGGUCCCCUGCACGGCAGCCCUGGCUGAUGGUCCAUUCCCUGGUCCUGGUCCAGAGCCCCUGGUCACCGGAGCAGCCUUCAGUGACCAAGCUGCUAACACAGCUGGUCCAGCAUCUGAAACAGCAACCCCACAGCCUCUGCCACCCUCCUCUGCACCGGGCUUCAGCAGAAAAGUGAGCCUCCUGCAGAUCGCAGAGAACCCAGAGCUCCAACUGCAGCCCGAAGGCUUCAGGACGCCUCUUCCUGCCGCCCUGGACCAGAGAGCCCAGCUCAGUUCGGCCUGCAGCCACGGGGAGCCCCGUGUGCAGCUUGUAGCUGGGACCAAUUUCUUCCACAUCCCGCUCACCCCCGCUUCAGCCCUGGAUGUCCGCCUGGACCUGGGCAAUUGCUACGAGGCGCUGACCUUGGCCAAGAGGCAGGGUCUGGAGGCCCUGAAGGAGGCAGCCUACAAGGUAUUGAGUGAUAACUACCUUCAGGUCCUCCGCAGCACAGACAUCUACGGGGGCCUGAGUGGAGCAGAGCGCGAGCUGAUCCUCAGGCGCAGGUUCCGUGGCCACAAGUGCCUGGUGGUGGCAGACAUGUGUCCCCAGGAAGACAGUGGCCGCCUCUGUUGCUAUGACAAUGUGCAGGAUGCCUGGCACCCGCUGGCCCAGCUGCCCCCGGAGGCCAUGUCUCGGGGUUGUGCUCUUUGUACCCUAUUCAAUUAUCUGUUUGUGGUGUCUGGCUGCCAGGGGCCUGGGGGCCAACCCUCCAACCGCGUCUUCUGUUACAACCCCCUGACGUCAAUCUGGAGUGAGGUGUGCCCGCUGAACCAGGCCCGGCCUCACUGCCGGCUGGUGGCCCUGGAGGGGCACCUCUACGCCAUUGGAGGUGAGUGUCUGAACACAGUGGAGCGUUACGACCCUCGCCUGGACCGCUGGACGUUUGCCCCCUCGCUCCCAAAUGACACAUUUGCCCUGGCACACACAGCCACGGUGUGCGCCAAUGAGAUCUUUGUCACCGGGGGCAGCCUGCGCUACCUGCUGCUCCGAUUCUCGACCCAGGAACAGCGUUGGUGGGCUGGCCCUACCGGGGGCAGCAAGGACCGCACAGCUGAGAUGGUGGCUGUCAAUGGCUUCCUCUACCGCUUUGACCUCAACCGCAGCCUGGGCAUCAGCGUGUACCGCUGCAGUGCCAGCACCCGGCUCUGGUAUGAGUGUGCCACAUACCGCUUGCCUUACCCCGAUGCCUUCCAGUGCGCCGUGGUGGACGAUCACAUCUACUGUGUGGGACGAAGGCGCACGCUCUGCUUCCUGGCUGACCACAUCUCCCCCAGGUUUGUGCCUAAGGAGUUACAGGGUUUCCCUUCUGCACGGGGCACCCUUCUGCCUGCUGUCCUGACGCUGCCUGUCCCUGACGUGCCCCAGACUCCUGUCUAGCAGUCCCUCCGCUGGACUCCAUCGAGAUUCAGAGAAACUCCCUGCCCAUCACUCUGAAUAAGAGGCAGGCAGAAACAUGGCCAGCUGUGGAGUGGAGAGUUAUCUCUUCUCCACCACAGGCUAUGGGGCCUUGGAGGAUUCUUUAACAUCCAUGCUACAGUUCUGUGACAACACUGAAGCCAGGGCCUAGCAUUCCAGGACAGCUGGUGUCCCACAACCGCGUGAGUGAUUGACCUGGCACUGUGCUUUAAAUCAGAAUUCCUGGUAGAGGCUAUUUCAGGAUCCCACAGAAAUGUAGGGCGAUGCAUCGUCUUAUCCCAAUCACAGUUCAGGUGCCAGGGUACCUCUUAAAUUGGCUGGCUUUCAGUGAGCUACCACAGACCACCUUCCUAAGCAAUGGUCUCACCAAUUCCUAAGCAUUGAAGCCCACCUUAGAAGCUUCUAGAAGCAUCUGGAGCUCAGGUGUAAAGAACUGAAGGAGGAGGUUUAGCCAAGAGCAGGAAGGAGCCUAGGAUACCCCUGAGGUUUGGCCAGCAGGACAGGCACUGCUAAAGCUGAAAGCAUCUACAGGAACACAUUGUCCAAGUUCCCCCCUUCCUUUGUGGUUACCUCAAGUUCUGUGUGCUGGAAGGAGAAAGGCAGCCAUCUUGGCAGGAGUUCUAUCUGCAUAUUAGUCAGUGCACAAUUGAGGUCUUGGGAGGUGGGGGUGUAGAUACAGUUCCAGGCUCCCUUUUUUGGACCUCUACCAUGCCCACCACCACCCGACCUCAACAGUCUCCCCAGAGUUCAGAAUCCUCUCUGCCCAGGCAGGGCAGCCCCCCUGCUCUUCAGCUCACCUGUGUGAUCUCUGUGUGUGUGGCGGCCAUCUCGUCUCCCUGGCUGGAUAAGAAGGACCAGGGAGAGGCAGGUCCAGGAUGGAGCUACGAAGUUGGAGUAUCGAGGCCCUCAAUCUUUUACAUCAAAGGGGACCCAACAUCCAGGAAGAAAGGCAGAGAGCCUGGUCCACCCUGUCACCUCGCCUACCAAGCUGUGGCUCCAUUCUGAGGGAGACAAAGAUGUUGAGAGAAAAGCCAUGGUGCUCUUGGGGACGAGACAAGAGGGAAACCUGACAAGCAGGAGGAUGACAAGAAUGUGGACACUGCCCCUUUACAAACCUUCCCAGAUCCCAGGGGUGGCCACGCAGCUGCGGGAACUGAGGAAGGAUGAGAUUAGAAUGUAGAACGAGGAGGAGUUUUGACAAGAUGAGAAGAGAUAGCUUGUGUAAGGAGACAUUCCCUGGUCCAAGGCCUGGGAGGAGGAACCAGCUGAAUGGCACUUGAAUUGAAAGCUGAGCAAGAAAGGU